Messenger RNA from Fusarium coffeatum, 774 nucleotides. RefSeq lists its product as uncharacterized. The transcript has a single exon. Gene Ontology annotation, biological process: endocytosis. Gene Ontology annotation, cellular component: clathrin vesicle coat; membrane. Bases 1 to 774 code for a protein of 257 amino acids. Lineage: Eukaryota; Fungi; Ascomycota; Sordariomycetes; Hypocreales; Nectriaceae. The record is from RefSeq and is a predicted model, not a curated record.
AUGGAGCUUCUCGAUCCCGCAACGGGCGCCGCCCUCCCUAACGACGCUAUCCAGCGCAUUCUCUUCGUCGCUAAUGCCGUCCACGUCUACAACAUUCCUCCCCUGACCUCGACAAAGGGCUACAAUGCUAGCACAUGGACCACCGAUCCUCAGCGCCAUAUCUUCACUGCUCGUCUGCGCGUUCUCGAGACAGCAUACGAAUCGGCCUCAUCAACCAACCAGCUCAAAGUUGACGCUGUACUAGAGGAUGCUUCAACAGGCCAGCUUUUCGCCGCGGCGCCGUAUACCACUCCUGGCGUUGUAGAGCCAGUUCUUGACAGCAGUCGCUUCUUCGCUCUGACGGUGCGCGAUCCUCAGGGACGAAAGGCUAUUCUGGGCAUUGGCUUUGAGGAGAGGAGCGAGGCGUUUGAUCUGAGCAUUGCGCUGCAGGAGGCGAGGAAGGCAUUGGGCUGGGAGGGCGAGCAGAGCAAGCCGGCUGCAGCGAAAGAAAAGGAAGAGCACAAAGAUUACAGCCUCAAGGACGGCGAGACUAUCACAGUGAGCUUUGGCGGGUCCAAGUUUGGAAGAAGGAAGCAGCAAGGAAGUUCGAAUGCAGGAAACUCUGGAGCUGGAGGAGAUCUUCAAUCUUUCGCUCUACCGCCACCUCCUGCUGGCCCAAGCUCUUCUGGUGGCUUCUCAUUACCACCUCCACCAAGUGCAAACGACGUGAAGCAGCAGAAGCAGUCGGCCAAGGAUCUUGGAUUCGACGAUGGGCAAUUUGGAGAGUUUGCGUAA